AUGAAGCGGGACCGGCUCGGCCGCUUCCUGUCGCCGGGGACGGCGGGGCCGCGCAGGGGCUCGGGCGGCUGCGGCGGCGGCGGCCGGACCCGGGGCCGCCCCUCCCGCGGGAGGCCGAGCGUGGACGAGGCGUCGCUGGCGGCUUCCCGGCUGGGCUGGGGGCCGGCGCGGGCCUGUGGGGACGCGGGCGAGGACGGCGCGGACGAGGCAGGAACAGGCCGGGCUCUUGCCAUGGGGCACUGCCGCCUCUGCCAUGGGAAGUUCUCUUCACGGAGCCUCCGCAGCAUCUCUGCCCGGGCACCUGGGCAGAUCUCUGAGAGACCACCCCCAGGGGAGCGGGUUUUCGUCAGGGACUUCCAGCGUCUGCUGGGGGUGGCCAUCCACCAGGACCCAGCUUUGUCUCAGUUUGUCUGCAAGAACUGCCAUGCCCAGUUCUACCAAUGCCACGGCCUCCUCAAGUCCUUUCUGCAGAGAGUCAACGUGUCCCCAAUGGGCCCCCGGAAGCCCUGCACACAGGUGGGUGCCCAACCCCCAACAGAGGCCGAAGAGGGAGCGUGUCUAGUGGACCUGAUCACGUCAAGCCCGGAAGGUCUGCGUGGCCUGGUGGGGUGGGUGCAUGGACACGCGGCCAGCUGUGGGGCCCUGCCCAGCCUCCAGAGGACGCUGUCCUCCGAGUACUGCGGUAUCAUCCAGGCCGUGUGGGGCUGCGACCAAGGCCAUGACUACACCAUGGACGCCGACCCCAGCUGCGGGUCUCUCCUGCUGGACAGCGCUUUGGCAGUCAAGUGGACAUGGGACAAGGAGACGGCCCCACGGCUUACCCAGCAUCAGAGGUCCAACCCCACUGGGGCUGCCCCUCCAUGCUCCCAGGGCGGAGCGACCACAGCCUGGACGGAGACGGAGACGCUGCCCAACACGGACGGGAUCCAGCCCCCUUCAGAUGGCAGCCCCGGGGGGCUUGGGCCGAGCCCCCAGCCUCAGUCUAGCCUGCCCCCAAGUGGGGCUCCAGGGCAGUUGGGUGAGAAGCAGUUUCCGUCUUCAUCCUCGGAUGAUCGGGUAAAAGACGAGUUCAGUGACCUUUCUGAGGGGGACUUCCUGAGUGAAGACGACAAUGACAAGAAGCAAAACACCCAGUCCUCAGAUGAGUCCUUUGAGCCUUACCCGGAAAAGAAAGUCUCUGGUAAAAAGAAUGGAAGCAAAGAGGCCAAGAAGCCUGAAGAACCAAAAAUCCGGAAGAAGCCUGGACCGAAGCCGGGCUGGAAGAACAAGCUCCGCUGUGAAAGGGAGGAGCUGCCCACCAUCUACAAGUGCCCAUAUCAAGGCUGCACAGCUGUGUACCGGGGGGCUGAUGGCAUGAAGAAACACAUAAAGGAGCAUCAUGAAGAAGUACGCGAGAGGCCCUGUCCCCACCCUGGCUGCAACAAGGUGUUCAUGAUUGACCGCUACCUACAGCGGCAUGUGAAGCUCAUCCACACAGAGGUGCGGAACUACAUCUGUGAUGAGUGUGGACAGACCUUCAAGCAACGGAAACACCUCCUCGUCCACCAGAUGCGGCAUUCGGGAGCCAAGCCUCUGCAGUGUGAAGUCUGUGGGUUCCAGUGCCGGCAACGGGCAUCUCUCAAGUACCACAUGACCAAACACAAGGCUGAGACUGAGCUGGACUUUGCCUGUGACCAGUGUGGCCGGCGGUUCGAGAAGGCUCACAAUCUUAACGUGCAUAUGUCCAUGGUCCACCCUCUGACACAGACCCAAGACAAGGCCCUGCCCCUGGAGCCACCACCCAGGACCACAGAGGGUCAGGCUGUGAAGCCUGAGCCCACCUGA
Messenger RNA from Pipistrellus nathusii (Nathusius's pipistrelle), 1824 nucleotides. Lineage: Eukaryota; Metazoa; Chordata; Mammalia; Chiroptera; Vespertilionidae. The record is from the annotation of a GenBank genome assembly.